AUGGUCCAGGUCGUCCGUAAGCUCCCGGGGUUGUUGGAAUGGGAGGGCCGCCAGCAUCGUAACUCAUGUGCCUGCGUGGAUCUUCAGGAUAACUCGGCGGUGGAGGCGGUCCACCAGGAGCACCGGCCUGCGGAGGAGGUGGAUGAGGUCCAGAAUUCAUCGGUGAGGGUUGUGGCGGCGGCGCUGGAUGAGCAUUCACAGGAUGAGGCUCUGCGAUGUUGCCCGUCGAUUGAGCUCGCCGGGGAGCAAUAUGCUCAUCACCGGGAUCCUUCUUUAUGGCAGGGUCCCGGACUGGAUACUGACUAUGGAACGCGCUUGGAGGAGGACCAUGGGAAGGCGGAGGGGGGGGAGGGUGUCCUUGUGUCGGAGGGUGGGCUUGAGCUGGUGAGGGCGGAGGUUGUCGAAAGUCUUGCAUGGAUGGGUAUGGCUCUUGUUCAUGAUGACGACGGUCAUCGGGGUGAGGAGGAUGUUGGCCCGGUCUAUGGGGGUGUAAAGGAGAGACCUGGGCAGGAGGCGGUGGUGGUGGAUGAGGGUGAGGGGGAGGAUGGGGAUGAGAAUGGGGAUGAGGUUCGGAGUUGCGAGGAGGGUAAUGGGGUUGAUAUUGACCCGGCGGCGUGGGCUGUGAGGCCCGGGUGGAGGACAGAGCCAGAAAGAGCAGAGGCACGAUUGGAUGGGCGCCCAGAGAGGAAAGAGGGAAACGACAAGAAUGAGACGUAG
Molecule: messenger RNA, 717 nt
Organism: Scedosporium apiospermum
Lineage: Eukaryota; Fungi; Ascomycota; Sordariomycetes; Microascales; Microascaceae
Exons: 2
Coding region: 1-717 (238 amino acids)
Source: RefSeq, a predicted model, not a curated record